AUGUGCUCUCGUGCCGGUAAAAUUUAGGCCAGCAAUCGACGGCUUAUCCGACUCAUUAUGGGGUUACCAACUCAAACCAGAUGAAAAGUGCGAGCGGUUACUGAGUUUGUAUGUUCCUUAAACUGAAGGGUUUAGAUCUAUUUUCUGAUCCCAUAGUUUAGGAAGGUAGCAAAUAGUCUAGGAUCAGCCACAGAACGGGAUAUCCUACAUGGGCUGAGCGUUAAGAAUGGAGGCUUUACCACCCACGGAAGCUGGAGUUUGGAUAGGGAGAUGGACCAGAAGAAGUUUGAUGAAGAUUAUCUCCUAGGCUUUUUGAAAGCCAUGAAAGCGCACAUCAUUAAGAAGGUUGCUUUGGCUUUUGGUGCCGGUAUUUAUCAUCCUUCCUAUCUUCAAUAUGUGGCUAACGCGCAAUAGAGGCAUCGCAAAAGAUCCCCAUGCAGUUAAUCAUAACAAUACCUCCAUGGUGGACAGACACCAUUUCUUCGCCUUUCGAGGCCCUUAUAUCAACCCCUGAGAACCCCUCUACAAAACUGCUCUGCGAACCAGAAGCGUGUUUUGCCCAUUAUCUUUCUCGUACAAAGGGCGUAAAGAUAGCCGAUGGAGAGUUACUGACGGUAUGCAAUAUGGAGGAGGAAAUGAUUAGUAUUAGCCAUUAUUCAGUGGGUUCUGUAAUGCCUGUGAUGAAGCUGGUUCCAAAACGAUGUGAUGUUCUUUUGAGCGGCAGUAGUGAUAUUGGAAUGAGGUUUGUCGAGUUGAUGGAGAGGAGGUUGGAGGGCGCAAUUAGGGAAUUGGGAGUUGAAGCCGACGAAGUUAUAGCUCAAUUAGAUAAGGUAGGGCAAACCAUCCGGGUGAGCUUUCUCAUGCUAACUGGUUUUUAGAUGAAAGCCACUUUUAUAGACAAGGUAUUAUCACUCCAGCCACAGAUAUGAGUCAUAGCUAAUCACUCACUAAGUUCCUCCCAAAAUUUGAUGGCAAGAAACCAUACAAAUUCCGGCGUAAGAACCGUGAACUUCCCCAACAUUUCCCCUUAUAAAGUGGUUAACGCUUUCAAGUGCCUUGGGCCAAUACCCCCGACUCCCCGCCUCACAUAGUGUCGUUGACGAUGCACCUCACUGUUGAUGACCUCGUAUCACUAUUCGAGCCAAGCUUUAAGAAGAUAUAUGACUAUCUCAAGCUUAUGGUUGACACGACCAACAGGAAAAUAUCCAUCCUAUUUGCAGGGCCGCUCAGCGUGUGUCCAUUUUUACAAAAUUAUAUACAGAAUCAUAUUAGCAGCAAUAACGACAAAAUGCAAAUAUUAAAGACAGCUGACGGGUAUAUAUCCUCUUCCUUAGUUGCAAGUUAAUACUAAUUCAAUACUCGGACAGACACACUUCAGGGGCCAGAGGAGCAGCACUAGCAGCGGAUAAUAAUGUUAAAAAGCAUAUUAUAAAUGUUCGCGGCAAGACAAAUGAAGUCAAGGCUUUUCGUUGGGCGGGUUCUCGUCUUGAGUUUCUACAAGAGUUGGAGGAUAAACUCGGGAUUCGUCGCCAAGCCUUGAUAAGCGCGGUAAAGCCUUCUCGUGGAAUUUCCAGGGAGUACAUACGCUUAACCAAGGCCUAUGAGAGACUGCUUAUUGAGAGAAUCCAACGGCAAGGCUAUUCAGCACCCACGAUAGCGGUUUUCGAGGCUAUGGAUGAGGUUCACUUGAGCAUGAAGCGGAGUGAUAAGAGCAGGGAACUACGAGCAAGAUUUGAAGCCGGAUAUGUGGAAGAGAAGAAGGUGAGGAUACGGGGACCGGGAUUAAAAGCGAGUGAAUUUGCGGUAUUACUUGGAGAUAUAGAAGCCACCGAAUUCUUAAAUGGGGAUCGACUGGCAGAGGCUCCUUCAUCGAGUAGCUGUCCUCUAGUGGACCCUCCCGAGGCUCAAAACAAUACCAAUCAGCAAUCCAGCUCACCAUUCCCGAGGGCACCCCGAGCUCCACCCGCAGCCAGGCCCCCGGCAUCCUCCACCCCGCCCGCACAACCCGCUCGUCCAUCAAUACUCCCUAGAACCCGGAGGGCUCCUGUGUUUUCAGUUCCACCAGUCUCGGCGCCGACACCAGCCCCAGCCCCAACUCCAUCUCCAUCAAUUCCUGGAAGGGCCCCAUUACCGCCACCAAAUGGAAGGAGGAGGGGGCCUGUAUUUGCAGUCCCAGAGAUUCCUCCCACUCCAACUCCUACACCACCAGCAGUUAGUUUACCUCCUCCACCAAUUCCACCAGAUCCUCACGCAGCGAGGCCUCCAGUGCCCUCAGUGCCACCACUGAAUUCAGGCAAAGCACCACCAACACGAAGAGGCCCCCCAGUUCAUUCGGUGGCACCUAUUACUCCCACACCUUCACCACCGGCUCCUCCAGUUCCAAGAGUGAGGGCUCCAGUAUUUACGGUGCCGGUAUUAUCGUGCGGGCCGCCUCCUUUUGAACCCUCCCAGACCCCGAUGCAGCCUCCUGUACGGGCAAGAACUCCCAUACCACCGGCCGCGCCUACAGGUGCAGGGGUGCGUGUUCCAAGGUUUGCAGUACCCGCAACGAUUCCAAUGCCUGCGGGGGGGGCACCAAUAGCACCGGCACCUCCUUUGUCAACGGGUCCACUAUCAUUGGGUGCUCGUGCUCCAGUAUUCUCGGUCCCAGCAGCUGUGCCUGGUCCAUUGCGAGAUGGUCAUCUCCCUCCGGCAGUUCCAGCACCCGCGGUGCCGCCUGUAGUUCUUACCGUGACACCGACUCCGACUGAGCCAACAGGUUCAGAAAGCUUAGAUAUAGAAGAUUCGGGGGAACUCGAUCCAGAAAAACAACAUUCGGAAGAGGAAACAGUUUCUUCCCAAUGCCAACCACUAAUCCCUUCAGCGGGGCCGGUCCCAAUAGCCAGAGGGGAGACGAUUGCCAACUCCCCCGACGUAUCCACCAGUCCCACACCCGCACCUGGUGCAGCUAGCCUUACAAAUCCUGAGGUCAGAUCUUUGUGUGCUGCAAUUAUGGCCGGUAACGCGGAUAUUGUCGACCAGCUCCUAGAAUCGGGCACGCCUCCUGACUUACUCGUCCGAGGCUCCCUUCCCGGUUUACACCUCGCCGCAUCGCUCGGCCAUAGUGAGAUCGUAAUGAUAUAUCUAGGCGCCGGAGUAGAUUCUAGCUCUACUGAUGCUGCUGGCAACAGCCCCCUACAUCUCGCGGCAAAAAAGGGACACACUGUUGUCGUUGAAAUAUUAUUACAAAGUGGAGCAGAGAUGGAAGCUGUUAACAUGGCCGGGAAUUCGAGUUUGCACGAGGCAGCAGUAGCCUCGCAGGCAGAGGUAGUGCGGCUAUUGCUAGAAAAGGGUGCAAAGUUUGAUAGGAAAAACCAUGAGGGUAGAACAGCUUUCUUAGAUACUGCAGCAACAGGAUGUAGCGAGAUUUUAAUGUUGCUGAUUGACGCGGGAGCGAAUGUCAACACCUCUGACGCAGCGGGUAAUUCCGCACUUCAUCUCGCGGCUGCUGUUAGUGAUGAGGAGCUGCUUUUGAUGCUGCUCGAUCUCCGUUUGGACCCCGCGGCCAAGAAUUCGCAGGGAAAGAUCCCAUUACAUUACGCCGCCUCCGGUAAAAACGAGCCAGCAACCAGGGUUUUACUUGAGAUAUAUCUCGAAGAGGCACCGGCAACCAUUAGCUUUCCGGAGCUUCCCCAAAAGAAGCGUCUACUAUUUGAAAACUGGUGCGCGAAUGAAGCGAAGGCCGCCUUGUUUUAUUCACUUAAACCAUCCCCGCAUCAAUCGAUCGAUACUUUAAAAACGGCUCUUCGAUGGACAGAAUAUAAAAACAAUCGGAUGAUUGCUUCCUUAAUAGUUGGUAACAUCUUUCAACUUACACCCAAUGACCCAGACCCUACAUAUGUCCUUUCUGAGUUGCUGCAUUGGGCGGCAGAAGAGGGUCUUGAGCUGGUUCUCAAAGCACUGUUGGAGCGGGGGGAACCAAAAAUCGACAAGUUUGGCUCAACACUUCUGCAUAAAGCUUCAUUCGCCGGUCACGCAGCAAUUGUAAGCUUCCUUUUGGGAAAGUUCACAGAUCCCCAAGUUCGAUCAGCAGCUCUCUUCAUCGCCUCCUGGAGAGGACAUGAACCUAUCGUAAACCAGCUCCUAGACAUAGGCGUUGACGUCGAUUCUAAGAAUGAGGAUGGACAAACAGCUCUCCAUUGGGCUGUGAUCGCAAGUGACAUAAAAACCGCGUUGCAAACCCUCGACGCACCAGGAACGCGCAAGCGGCCAAAGAACAGGAGAGUCAACGUCGGUAUGAUUAAGCUUUUGAUAGACCGAGGGGCAAAGGUCAAUGAACGGAAUGGUGUUGAGCAAACACCUUUGCAUUGGGCGGUUGUCAGAGGAGACCUUAAGGCUAUCGAUCUGCUUCUAGAGAAUGGAGCAGAUCUGAAAGCUAAGGAUGACGAAGGGGCAGAUGUGAUUGAGUGGGCCGCCAAUUAUAGCGAGACGGAUGAGGUUUACAGGCUUAUUAAGAGCUGGGAGCAGAGGUAG
This is a messenger RNA of Tuber aestivum (summer truffle), 4512 nucleotides long. Lineage: Eukaryota; Fungi; Ascomycota; Pezizomycetes; Pezizales; Tuberaceae. The record is from the annotation of a GenBank genome assembly.